GUACUGAGAGGGGCUGUGUUUGCCACUGCACUUGUUGCAGAGCUUGCCUUUUUACUCCUAACUGUGGAGACUGCUACAGGGAGUGGAGUGGUACACUAUUAAAUAGAUGUCAAAGAAAAAACAUUGCCUACGGAGUGGAUACAGCUUCACAGACAACAACUUUAGUUAAAGGAUAUGAAGCGAGUAAAGCAGUUGAUGAAGAUGAGGAAACCUUUUCGAGCACCCAGGCUGGCUACAAUGUCACAUUUUCCUUAGAAUUUUCAGAUGUCAAAAGAUUAAAAUACAUAUAUAUCUAUUAUUACGAACGAGGUCAAUUUGAAGCUCGUUAUGAAGUUUAUGUGAAAAACUCUACUGAAACCACUCUGACAGUUGCUAACUUGUGCAGAAUUUUCCUUUCAACUCCAAAGGAAAAGUUAUAUUCUUAUUUAUCUUGUGAUCAAAUAAUGAUCGGAGAUUCGGUAGUCAUCAGGAAGGUCGGCUGGGGAAGUUUAAAUCUUUAUGAAGUAAAAGUUUAUGAAUGUAGCCAGGGAACAUACGGAGAAUUCUGUGACAGAAGAUGUUCCAACUGCUUAGACAAUCGAUGUGACGGACUUACAGGAGUUUGUAUAUCGGGUUGUAAAUCUGGUUGGUAUGGACAAAAUUGUGACGGAGCAUGUCCUUCUAACUGUAAAAGUCCUUCCUGUAAUAGAUAUUUAGGAUGUACAGAGUGCCCUGAUGGCUUUAAUGGACCCGGAUGUGAAAAAUGUUUGGCGGGUACUUACGGCAAAAACUGUAGCAUAAAGUGCUUGAAUUGUCAUCCAUAUAACUGUAACAAUGUCAUUGGAUGUCAAGAAUGUUAUACUGGUUUUUAUGGCCCAAACUGUAACGACUCCUGUCCAGAGAACUGCAAAAAUGGAAACUGUUUGAAACUGUCUGGACUCUGUGAAGAUGGGUGUGAAGACGGAUUUAUGGGACGGGAUUGCAAAACACCCUGCAGUAGAAAUUGUGCCACUUGUACUUUAAAUGGUCAAUGUCCAUCGUGUGCUGAAGGAUUGUAUGGUGAACAGUGUGAAUUAACAUGUCCUGAGACAUGUGGCGGGAAAAGGACAUGCGAUAAAGAUACAGGCCGGUGUGAUGAAUGUAGUGCUGGAAAAUAUGGUGAAAAUUGCAGACAAACCUGCAGUAAAAAUUGCAUAUCAGAUACCUGUCAAAGGGACGGGAUAUGUACCGGUGGAUGUAAAGAAGGAUGGUUAGGUAUGAAUUGCAGCAUGGAAUGUUCUGAAAAAUAUUGUUUAGAAUGUAGUGUGUCUGGUUCAACAGUUUUGUGUAAGAAAUGUGACGAAGGUUACUAUCUAGACCAGGAUCAGAAGUGUCAGACUUGUUCACCUAAUUGUUUAGCAUGUGCGAGUGAAUCGAAAUGUACUCGGUGCAAAUCCACGUUUACUGGAGAUUUGUGCAGGGAAUGUAAUAAAAAUUGCAUCGAUCAUUUGUGUAACAUGGAUGGGAUUUGUACAUACGGUUGUAAUAAUAGAAAGUAUGGGGUAGGAUGUUCUAGAGAAUGCAGAGAAAACUGUGAUCAUUGUUAUAGUGACAGUAAUUGUACCCAGUGUUCACCUGGGUAUUAUGGACGAUAUUGUAAUCCUUGCUUUUAUACAAAUUGUUAUAUCUGUUCCUCAUAUUACAAAUGUCUCUCCUGCAAACCUGGAUUCUAUGAAAGAACUUGUCGGUCUCUUUGUCCUCCAGGAUGUUUGACCUGUAAUGCCUCAGAUUACUGUACCUCCUGUAACGAGGGCUGGUCAGGCAGGACAUGUCAAUGUAAUGUAAACUGUAAGGACGAAUGUGGAGACAAUGGAAAGUGUAUUAAUGGAUGUAAGAGUUCGUUUUAUGGUGACCAUUGUAAUGCUUCCUGUCCUGUGAAAAAUUGUCAAGUAUGUGAUCAAAAGUUUGGAAAUUGUACAAAGUGUGAGGAAGGAUUUUAUGGAAUCCAAUGCGAUAUGGAAUGUAGUAUAACAUGUGUUGGGUCACUUUGUGAUAUUGGUGGUGAAUGUCUUCAAGGCUGUCAAGAAGGUUUUUCUGGAGAAAAUUGUGAAAUGAGUCAACAAAAAGAAGAUGCUGCUGAUACUUCGAUGUACGUAUUUGUGUUGGUUGGAGGAGUACUUCUGGUGGCACUUGUUUUAACUGUUGUGAUUGUCUUAAGAAGAAACUUGCGAGAAAAACAAAAAAGUUUAUCGCCUUCUGUGGAAAAUCAUAUAAGACUGACUGAGCGUUUAAACGAGGAGGAUCGGAUUUAUGCUAAUGAAAAUCAACAAAACAACAGUCCAGAAGUUCAGACACGGUCAUUGUAUUCGGAGAUCUCACCAUACAACCUCCGUGGAUCGCAAGCAUUCUUAAUCGAACUCGAUCCUAAUGACGUAGAUGAAGUCGAGAUACCAACACCUGCUGAGUCGGACUAUUAUAACGUGAAGAUAACUCUUGUCCCUGUAGAUCAACUUUGGGAAAAUGUUCAGGAAAAGAAAUCCAGAGGAGAACUUAACAAGGAAUUUGAGAGCAUACCAAAUGGUCUCUUAGAGUCAUGCAAGGAGGCUUUGAAACCACAGAACAAAUCUCGAAACAGAUACAAGAAAAUGUAUCCUUACGACUCAACCCGAGUUAUUCUACAAGUAGAAAAGGGAACAGAAAACACAGAUUUUAUCAACGCUUGUUUUGUGAACGGAUUUGAAAAAGAGAAGGAAUAUAUAGCUGCUCAGGGUCCAUUUACCCCUGAAACUGUCUAUGAUUUUUGGAGAAUGAUAUGGCAGCAGAAUUGUGGGAAAAUUGUUAUGCUUACGAAUCUCGUGGAAAACGAAAUAAUUAAAUGUCAGAAGUAUUGGCCAGACAAAGAAGAGUCAUAUGGUCAUUUUCGAGUCAAAUUAUUAAAGGAAGACAUCACAGCUGACUACACUGUUCGAGAUUUUAUUCUUUCAACGAACGGGAGCACAAAGGCCUUGACGCAGUUCCAUUUUACCGCAUGGCCAGAUAAAGGUGUCCCCCAAAAUGUGACAUCGAUAGUGGAUUUUAGGAACAAAGUUGUCAGCCAUGAAGCCAAACUAGAUGGACCAGUGCUAGUUCACUGCAGGUACUUUAGUUUAGACCAAAAGUGCAAUUUAAAAAUUUAUAGUUUAUUUAGUUAGUUUACACUUCAUAGUGAGC
This is a messenger RNA of Saccostrea cuccullata (small rock oyster), 3168 nucleotides long. RefSeq names its product multiple epidermal growth factor-like domains protein 10. The transcript is spliced from 13 exons. The record is from RefSeq and is a predicted model, not a curated record. NCBI's taxonomy places the organism in Eukaryota, Metazoa, Mollusca, Bivalvia, Ostreida, Ostreidae. Gene Ontology annotation, molecular function: protein tyrosine phosphatase activity. The coding region runs from base 444 to 3149 and encodes 901 amino acids. Gene Ontology annotation, biological process: protein dephosphorylation.